AUGUUGCUUAGUACUGCCUCUCCCAUCAUCACCCUUCCUUGCGGGCAUGCCCUCCAGGCAAUGAAGCUGGUGGAGGCGUAUGAGCUAGAGGAGCUGAGGGACAGCAAGAUGUCGGCGGCAAGUGAGGAGGCGAUAGUGGACUUUGCAGACCUGGCUCUGGACUGCAUCAAGUCUCCCGGCACACGGCGACCCACCAUGAAGGAUGUGGCAUACCGCCUCAGUGCCCUCAUUGCCAAGCACUGCCCCGACAAGGAGGACGAGUGGGAGAGUGGUGCGAAGGAAGAGAGUGCAAGCAGCGAGGGUAUGGAUGUUUCUGCUGUUCCUUCAAGGGAUGUUUCUGCUGUUUCUUCAAGGGAUGUUUCUGCUGUUUCUUCAAGGGAUGUUUCUGCUGUUUCUUCAAGGGAUGUUUCUGCUGUUUCUUCAAGGGAUGUUUCUGCUGUUUCUUCAAGGGAUGUUUCUGCUGUUUCUUCAAGGGAUGUUUCUGCUGUUUCUUCAAGGGAUGUUUCUGCUGUUUCUUCAAGGGAUGUUUCUGCUGUUUCUUCAAGGGAGCGUGAGAGGUCUGAUGGCUCACAGUCUGGUGUGAGCUCAUUCAUGCACAUUGGCUCGAUAGGUGAUGGCUUCAGGGGUUGGCUGCAUUUGAAGCCAACCAAAGGGCGUUAA
Closterium sp. Naga37s-1 is the source of this 660-nucleotide messenger RNA. The record is from the annotation of a GenBank genome assembly. Lineage: Eukaryota; Viridiplantae; Streptophyta; Zygnematophyceae; Desmidiales; Closteriaceae.